AUGGCAUGGCCUUGCCUCCUUCCAGAUCAUUUUGAGUUUGGCGUUGUGACAUUGAUAGUUAUCUCCCCUCAGCUCUGCAUGUGCGGAUCUCUUAUAACUGGGCAAUUUGUCGCAAUAUCUAAGAGUUAUAAACCGUGGCCUAUUAAAACGAGGAAGUCGGCUCGGCCAGCACAAAAAUCUGUUGCUUUGAGUACUUCAAAAACUUAUAACAAGACUUGUGAAAAGCAGCCUACACAGAAACAACGGAAAAAUUGUUCAGUAAAAUCGUGCAAACCAGUUCAAAAGUUUUCGGAACCAUCUGCAACUUUCGGAGGAAGUUCUAUUUACAAAACAUCUUAUCCACCGUACGAUCCAGAGCUCGCACAGAAAAGUCGUUCUAAGGCUGUGAAACCAUCGGGAAACCUUUAUACACCAAUCCUUGGUGAAGGCGAUGUGGUAUAUUCAACAUUUAAGGAAGAUUUCAAGCCAUACCCUGCGAUUACACCACCAAAACCAAUAAUUCCAAGAGGAAGUAAUAUUAAAAUUGACGGUGUAUUUAAUGAUUGUACUAUUUAUACAGAAACUUACGUUCCAUAUAAAGUAGAACCUAUUGAAGUAGCAAAAGCCCCAAGAAGAACUAAGAGCCAAACAAACGUGCCGUUUAUUGCAAUCACCACUCAUAUGGCAGAUUAUGUGAACCAUGGAACAGUGGGAAGGGAUCCAUGCUUUCGUCCUUCUGAAAAUUCUUCGAUGAAAUCAGAUUCCAAGUUUCAAGGUGAAAGUACCCAUGCAGCUGCAUAUAAAGCUUGGCCAGUACAAGAACGUUUUAUUCCCACCUGGGGACGAGAAAAAGAAUACAAGAAGAUUCCUGGAAAGCUGAUGUCAAGUUCCACAUAUGCGGCGGACUUUCAAAAUCCGGGAGUACCUCAAAAAGCAAAAGCUUGUCGUCCACCAGUAAACAAGGAUGUAAUAAUGAGACAGAAUGGUCGUUCAAAUUACCCAAUGCAAUCAACGUAUGAUGCCAGUUUUCAAGCAUGGGAAGGCGCUAGACCAGCUGAAAUAUGUAGAAAACAAGAUAAUGUCUAUCGUUCUCCUACAGAUAAAAUGAACACAUCAUCUACCCAUCAAUCUCAUUAUAAAGGUGAACAAACUAAAAGAGAACCAUUAUGUCGUCGAACAUCACAACACAGGGAACUGGAUUCAGAACGCAAGAAAGCUACAUUUAAUACAACCUAUAGGGAAGCCUUUAGGGGCCAUCACUAUAUAUGA
Messenger RNA from Lottia gigantea (owl limpet), 1248 nucleotides. RefSeq lists its product as hypothetical. The transcript is spliced from 7 exons. Bases 1 to 1248 code for a protein of 415 amino acids. The record is from RefSeq and is a predicted model, not a curated record. NCBI's taxonomy places the organism in Eukaryota, Metazoa, Mollusca, Gastropoda, Lottiidae. Gene Ontology annotation, molecular function: microtubule binding.